AACAGUCCAUUUACACAACCUGGAUCCGUCAAUGUUUGUAAAAAAUUUGCGACAGGAAUUCGUGAAACUCCUCGCAUGUCAGAGCGGCGAGUUCCACUUCAAUCACGAGCUAAACGUCCAUCCACCGGAUGUGUGUGUCAUUCACUGCGUGUGACACAGUACCAAAUCCCCCCGCAGCAGCACAUCCACACGCUCCCCUCCUCUCAGUCUGGAGAUCUGCUGCUCUGCUUUGGACCGGGGGAAAUCCUUAACUGAGCUGCGUCAUAAAAUACGUCAAUAAACUCUCAUUCACCGACGGUCAGGUACCACAGAAGCCGCCAUAUUCGCAUCUCCGUGGCAUGGUAGCGGUGCUCUCUGCGAGCUUAUGAUCCUGUCAGCAACACCAACACUGCCCCCCGCAUCGACCUCGCAUCCCGUCCCGAUAGCGGUCCGCGUCCACGCACGACACGGCAUCCGAACACUAAAGCAGAGCAAGCCGCCCGGACUUCCACAGAGAGGGGGAAGACAUGCAGCGUGGACAGGGGGUCUAGGUUGACUACGAUGCCUUAGACUUGGUGAGCGGAAUCCUGGCACAAGAUGGAGGUAAACAGCGUUAGCAGCGAGGUCAAUGGACAUCAGAUCAUGGACGAGCCCAUGGAGGAGGGAGAGUCUUUCUCACACUGUGAAGACGGGACGUAUAAAGAGAUUCCCAUCACCCAUCAUGUGAAAGAGGGCUGUGAGAAGGCAGAUCCGUCUCAGUUUGAACUGCUUAAAGUCCUUGGUCAGGGCUCUUUUGGCAAGGUAUUUCUUGUCAGGAAGAUUGUGGGUCCAGAUGCUGGGCAGUUAUAUGCAAUGAAAGUACUAAAAAAAGCUUCUUUGAAAGUCAGGGACAGAGUUCGCACUAAGAUGGAAAGAGACAUUUUAGUGGAAGUUAAUCAUCCCUUCAUAGUGAAAUUGCACUAUGCCUUUCAGACAGAAGGGAAAUUGUAUUUAAUACUGGACUUUCUCAGGGGAGGGGAUGUAUUCACUCGCUUAUCCAAAGAGGUUAUGUUUACAGAGGAAGAUGUGAAAUUCUACCUUGCAGAGCUGGCUCUGGCCCUCGACCAUCUGCACAGCCUGGGCAUAGUUUACAGAGACCUCAAGCCAGAGAACAUCUUACUUGAUGAAGCUGGACAUAUAAAGUUAACAGACUUUGGCUUGAGUAAAGAGUCGGUAGAUGCUGAUAAGAAGGCUUAUUCCUUCUGUGGUACGGUGGAGUAUAUGGCCCCUGAGGUGGUCAACAGAAGAGGACACACGCAGAGUGCAGACUGGUGGUCUUUGGGAGUUCUUAUGUUUGAGAUGCUAACAGGAACAUUACCUUUCCAAGGGAAAGACCGGAAUGAGACCAUGAACAUGAUUCUCAAAGCUAAGUUGGGAAUGCCACAGUUCCUAAGUUUGGAAGCCCAGAGUUUGCUGCGAAUGCUGUUUAAACGUAACCCUGCAAACAGACUUGGGGCCGGGCCCGAUGGCGUGGAGGAGAUCAAACGGCACGCUUUCUUUUCCACCAUCGACUGGAAUAAACUGUUCAGGAGAGAACUUCAGCCCCCAUUCAAGCCUGCAGCCGGUAAACCAGAUGACACUUUCUGCUUUGACCCUGAGUUCACAGCAAAAACGCCUAAAGACUCCCCAGGCAUCCCACCCAGUGCAAAUGCCCACCAACUCUUCAAAGGUUUCAGUUUUGUUGCUCCAGCUCCUAUGGAUGAGAACAAGAGCUCCCCGUUGCUCAGCAUACUGCCCAUAGUUCAGGUGCAUGGGGGCUCAACCAAAUUCUCUGAUCUGUACGAGCUCCAAGAAGACAUCGGAGUCGGUUCCUACUCCAUCUGUAAACGCUGUGUACACAGGGUUUCUGGAGCAGAUUAUGCUGUGAAGAUUAUUGAUAAAAGCAAGAGAGACCCCUCUGAAGAGACUGAAAUCCUGAUGCGAUAUGGACAACACCCGAACAUCAUCACUCUGAAAGAUGUGUACGAUGAGGGCAGGUAUGUAUACCUGGUAACGGAGCUGAUGAAGGGAGGGGAGCUGCUGGAUCGAAUCCUCAGGCAGAAGUUCUUCUCUGAAAGAGAGGCCAGCGCUGUGCUCUACACCAUCACCAAGACUGUUGACUACCUCCACUGCCAAGGGGUGGUACAUCGAGACCUGAAGCCCAGCAACAUCCUCUACAUGGAUGACUCUGGGAAUCCCGAUUCAAUCAGGAUCUGUGAUUUUGGGUUUGCGAAGCAGCUUCGAGGAGGAAAUGGGCUGCUGCUAACCCCUUGUUACACGGCCAACUUUGUGGCACCAGAGGUACUAAUGCGACAAGGCUAUGAUGCGGCCUGUGAUAUAUGGAGUCUUGGAGUCCUAUUAUACACCAUGUUGGCAGGGUACACGCCGUUCGCUAACGGGCCAAACGACACACCAGAGGAGAUUCUGCUGCGGAUAGGAUCGGGGAAGUUUGCUUUAACGGGUGGAAACUGGGAUACUGUAUCAGACUCCUCAAAGGACCUGCUGUCCCACAUGCUCCACGUAGACCCUCACCAGCGAUACACAGCAGAGCAGGUUCUAAAGCAUUCCUGGAUCACUUGCAGAGAUACUCUACCACACUUCCAGCUCACACGCCAUGAUGCCCCACAUCUCGUCAAAGGAGCGAUGGCUGCAACGUAUUCAGCGCUGAGUCAGAAGACGAGUCAGCCAGUGCUGGAGCCCGUGGCAGCCUCCAGUUUAGCCCAGAGACGCAGCAUGAAGAAACUCACCUCAACAGACAUGUAGACACACGGUGCUCAUCCUCCAGUUUUGGCUUCUCUCUCACCAACUCAAAUAUGCCAACACAUGGGAGCAUGCAAACACUCAGACCCGAGCCUUGGCCAGUCCAGACCCUAAUGUCUGUUUUAAAACAUAUUUAUUUGACCCAUCCUGCAUCAGCACUCACGCUCAGAUCUCUGAUACAUGCUCACACAACACACACCGGGUGGUGGGGGGGUAAAACCUAUCUUGAGUUGGCCAAAGAGGUAAAGGGGACACUCACAUAUCUGUUACUGCUGGGGAGACAGACUUGUAUUUAAAUCCACAGCUUUCAUAUGCACUUACCCUCCUCGCCUUUCAUUCUUUCUUCCUCAUGUUGGGAAGAAGCACACCAGCUGACGUUCUCAUUCACUGUGAUUGGCUGAUUCAAAGCUGCUUCGUCAAACUGUGCCCCAAACCCCUCCCCCUACUGCUCUUCAUCAUCACUUGGCCAUCCUCCUCCUAAGUCCCCCCAUCCCACCCCUCUUCCCCCAUGUUUUCUUUUCUGCUCUUGAACUUGUUUUCUUCAACACGAAGUAAUGAGUUACAUUGAGGGUGGUGGCAAGAUGAUAUUGACUGAGGUACAUAUCAAGACUUGUUUCCUCUUGGAGACUCAAAACAACAAAAGGAUUAAAACGUUUCUGCUUGUGGCAGAUUUAAAAAAUAAAAAUACAAAUAAAAAAAUAAGUCCCUCAGGAUCAAAAUCAUUUACCAGCACUUUUGGGAACAUAAAUGCACGUUAGAACAGAACCUGUAUUUCAUUUCCCUUUAAAACUCUCCAUUUGACUCAUGUUUGUGAUACUACCGAGGUAUCAAUAAAGGUUACAUAAGCUGCUGAUGGAUGUAUGAAUAUACCAAGAAUUUGAAGGUUAUAUAAUGCAGAAAGGUUUGUUUGAAAGAUAUGUAUAUGAAUAUGUCUAUACAUAUAUAUCUAUAAAUAAAUGUGUAUGAUGAUAGAGAUGAAGAGCAUGUGGUGGAGGUGUAGGGAUUUCUCUGGGGGGGAUGGGACGCACCCCGUCGAACCAGAGGCUGAAUUAAAAGAAAAUAUUUCCAUUGAUAUCUCUUCAAAAAGACAUUGUGGAAAUUGUAUGAUAUUGUAUUUAUUUCAUUUGAUUUUUAAAAUUAUAUUUUUUUUUCCUUCAAGUUCUGUAUAUAUUGACAUUAAAGAUCAUAUGGACAUGCA
Messenger RNA from Girardinichthys multiradiatus, 3955 nucleotides. It is a transcript of the gene rps6kal, whose product is annotated as ribosomal protein S6 kinase a, like. Bases 577 to 2760 code for a protein of 727 amino acids. Gene Ontology annotation, biological process: protein phosphorylation. NCBI's taxonomy places the organism in Eukaryota, Metazoa, Chordata, Actinopteri, Cyprinodontiformes, Goodeidae. Gene Ontology annotation, molecular function: magnesium ion binding; ribosomal protein S6 kinase activity; ATP binding. The transcript has 22 exons. The record is from RefSeq and is a predicted model, not a curated record.